GGAGUGUAGAAUCUCUCCUUCCUGUCCCCCCCAGGCCACUAGUGGUACAGUCCGGGUGGUGCUGAGGUGUUCUCCCGCCUGUGUGGGAAGGCAGGCACAAGAGCUGCUCCUCGGCCUGGCACGAGGGGGCAGGAAGCUGAGGGGGGCAGAGGGAGUCAGAAACAAAUGAAUCAUACCAGUGAAGCAAAUAUGAAGAAAAUCAAUGUUGCAAAUCUUGAUAAACUUUUAGAAGACUUCUCACAGAUAGAAAAGAAAAUAUUAGAAAGUAAUGGAAAGAAUAGUCUUCUGAAUCUUCAACUGGAAAAAUGUAAUAGGUUAUUAACAUUAAGUCAAUCUAAGGAAGACUCAGUAAAAGAAGAAUAUGCGACUCUCCAGAAUGUGAUAAAGGGUCUAAGACAAACAAUUGAAAAUCAGUGUAAUCUGAGAGAUGAAAAUGAAAGGUUAAAGAAUAAUAUUCAACUCCUGGAAUCGAAAUUAAAUGCUAAUGAACAGGAAUAUAAGAAUCAAAUUGACAAACUUGUGGCAGAAAUUAAAAACAAAGAGGAAGAAUACAAGCUGGACUUAACAAAGGUUCAUGGUGACAUGAGCAGAAAAUUUGAACUAAAAGAAGAAGAACAUAAAGAAGAACUAGAGAAAAAAGAAUUGACAAUAUUAGACUUAACCAGACAGCUGAGAACUCUAGAUAAAGAAAAACAGAAUGAGAUAAUCAAACUGCAGCUAGAGUUCAAUGAUAAAUUCGCAAGAGUUCAGAAUAAAAUAACAAAAUCAUAUCCUGAUUCUGCAGUCUUGCCUCAAAACAUCUACAGAAGGAAACUUCAGCAUCUCCAAGAGGAAAAGAACAAAGAAAUUGAAAUUCUCCGUAACACUAUUAGAGAUUUAGAGCAACGUCUCAGCAAUGCCCCAAAUUCCCUCCUCAAACGGAGGCGAUUUUGAGUAGAAAUUUGAACAUGCUCUACUGAAAUGCUUUCUUGACUUAAUACAUUAUAAUAUAUUUUUCAGUUGUAAUAGAACAAGCUAUGUAUUUGGAAAGUGAAAACAAAAUAUAAGGCAACUCUGGAAGGCCAUCUGUUUUUAUUGAAAAUUCCUUUUUCAAAUGUACCAUACAUCUAUAUUCUUCUUGUAUUCAGUACUGCUUUCUUGCUUAUUAGCAUUCACCAUAAAAGG
Messenger RNA from Pelodiscus sinensis (Chinese soft-shelled turtle), 1164 nucleotides. The record is from RefSeq and is a predicted model, not a curated record. NCBI's taxonomy places the organism in Eukaryota, Metazoa, Chordata, Testudines, Trionychidae.